ACAAGAUUGUAAAUUGUUCGCUUUUGUACGAUUUGUGUAAUCUUGCAUGGGCGGUGAUACUAGCAGACUAACUGAAGAUUUAGAAAAUCAGCCUAGUAUUGAUUCUCGACCUCUACGACCUCAAUCACCGGAAGAACAAGAAUUUCUGUCAACAGUUACUCGAUCCUCUGGCUUGUCUCAAGAAGAAGUAGACGUUAUUUGGCGCCGCUAUCAGUGGCUUCAACCGAAUGAGAGAGGGCUGAUCAGCACAUCUGUAUUUAACCAGGCGCCUUUCACUAGCGACUGGUUUUUGGAAAGAGUGGCUCGCAGUCUUCCUGUAGAGGAGGAUGGGCAAACCAUUCGAUUUAGUAGCUUUCUAUCUGCUGUCAAGAAAUGGAAGGAGAGUGACGUGGAAGGAAAGUUAAGAGCUGUGUUUGGAAUCCUCGCCUCAGGACAGCGCAUAGAUGCAGACAUAAUGCAAGAGGUACUACUGCAGCUCAGACCUACUGAAAACAGAGAUGUGCUGAAGCAAUCUGCAGAGAGUAUUGUCAAUGCAAUGGCAGUCCAUACUGCAGGAGAAAUCUCUGAAGAAGAUUUUAUACAAUGGUUAAUGCAAAUAGGAGAAGAAACUAUUGGACCUCUCCUCAGUUUUUCUGUCACAGAUGGACAGAGAAGGAAUGCAACUAACAGACAAACAAGCAGACCAACUACAGAUUAGACCGUCUGACCGUGUCUUCAUUUGUGAUAUGCACUUGUGAUAUUGUUCGUUUCUCAAAUGGGGUAGUAGUCAAGAUCGAGAUACUCUAAUACACUUUUUUACACAUUUGUAUGGGGAUCACGGAUUCAUUCCAACUGCAUGGGAGUCACUAUAGGCUGCAGACUCUCUUAGCAAGCUGUAAGACUGUUUCUAGAGGCUUCAGUUCUGCAUGAAGUUGGUCGGAGGCCAUAAUAGCAAGCAACAUACCAAAUGGAAUUCUCACUUGCUGUCAUGUGAUAUCGGGCUUGAAGAAAGCAGAAUGUUUCUCACUUCUAUUUGCUAUGUACCAAUUUAUGAAACUACCAAGUUGUUACUGAUAUGGACCACCACCAGUACACUGAUGAAACUAACAAUGGAAUAGUCACCGUUGCUGCAAAACCAGACAAAAAUGUGAAGUUACAUGUAAUCCUUUCUUAUGUGGAACAUACGGCAACUAAAGUUAGAGAUCAGUUCUUUGACAGGAUGAUGACCUUGAGAACACUAUAGCUAACAGAUAUGGCCGUCAUGUUCCUUUACUGCUUCUAACAGUACUGACUCUUUGCCACCAUUAUUCAUAUACAGUAGUAAGGCUAGUCUUGCAUAGCCAGACCCCU
Corticium candelabrum is the source of this 1329-nucleotide messenger RNA. RefSeq lists its product as uncharacterized. The record is from RefSeq and is a predicted model, not a curated record. The coding region runs from base 47 to 697 and encodes 216 amino acids. The transcript is spliced from 4 exons. Lineage: Eukaryota; Metazoa; Porifera; Homoscleromorpha; Homosclerophorida; Plakinidae.